AUGUUGUCCGACUUCUUGAACACUCACUUCCCCACCGCAGAAGCACGAGCUGGCCUUGCGAAUAGACGCUCUUAUCUGGCUGCUCUACCAGAUAUCGACCUCACAUCCACGCCACUUCUGAGAAUAGCUAUCGAUACACUAUGUUUCGCCCACAUCGGCUCGAAGACGGGUGACAUGCGUCUUGUCCGAGAGUCUCAAGCGUCAUAUGGAAAAGUGUUGAACUCGCUGAUCAAGGCUACCAGCGCCCCUGCAGGUGAAGUACCUUACAUGGAACCCAAAGCCGUCAUCACUAGCAUCAUGUUGCUAUGCUUGUAUGACGAUUCUAUUCCGGUGCCUCACCAAGAGGGUGGCUGGGGAACUCAUUAUUGGGGUGCUCAACAGCUACUUCGAGCGUACGGCGCCUCGUUUCUCAACAUGGCAGAACCUUUCGAUCGGUUGAUCUUCUGGAACUUACGAAUGCCGACUUUGUUUGCUGGAGUCGCACGCAGGAAGGCCAUUAUUCUCGGAGAGCCGCAGUGGCUCGCUUUGGCUGAGGCGAAUGUCGAAAGCAGAGGGCCAUUGACGGAUUUCUAUCGCAUCGUCAUGCAAAUUCCGGCGUUACUUGAGCGUACUGAUAAUAUGAUGGCCGCAGAAACAGAUCCGACGGAGACCGAAGCAAUCUGUACCGACAUAUGCAAGAUACGACAAGACGUGAAGGACUGGUAUGAGGAGAAGACGAGGAGAACGCAUGGAAAUUACCUCGAAGUGCCCGUAACCUUCACUACCGAAGAAGAACCCAAUGCCUUCGACAUGGAGAUCGAAGAGCAUUGCUUCAUGACGACUUCCGAUACUUUCACUACAUUCUUCCGAUUCAGGACUCCUGGCUACCUGGUAAAGAAUCACACAUACGACAUUUUGAUGGGCUUGCUCCUGGACUGCACCCUGCUCCGACUACUACACUUCCAGCCAGAGUCAGCCAGCUUCCUCAAAGAUUUAUCACCAGAUGAAGUCGAGCGCAGUGCGUACGACAAUGCCCGCAAUCUUUGCCGCAGUAUUCACCAUUACUCGAACUUUCUCAGCCUCCCAUACGUGGACUUCACCGACUUCCUCCUCGAUAUGGCACAAAACUUCUUCGAAGAAGUAGGUGCUCUGAAAGAACUGGGUUGGUGUCAGGCUGUGCGUUGCGCGACCGAUCUACGUCGUACCAGGAUCAAGAACACUAUCCAACCUCGAACGCUCUGUCGUAUGGGCGAUGCUGGUCCAGGAUUUGCAGCUGCUACUCGGUUUCGUACGAGGAAUAUUGCUCAAGGGUGA
Zasmidium cellare ATCC 36951 is the source of this 1293-nucleotide messenger RNA. RefSeq lists its product as uncharacterized. The transcript has a single exon. Lineage: Eukaryota; Fungi; Ascomycota; Dothideomycetes; Mycosphaerellales; Mycosphaerellaceae. Bases 1 to 1293 code for a protein of 430 amino acids. The record is from RefSeq and is a predicted model, not a curated record.